Messenger RNA from Cottoperca gobio, 1256 nucleotides. It is a transcript of the gene med6, whose product is annotated as mediator complex subunit 6. The record is from RefSeq and is a predicted model, not a curated record. Gene Ontology annotation, molecular function: transcription coregulator activity. Gene Ontology annotation, biological process: regulation of transcription by RNA polymerase II. The transcript has 8 exons. Lineage: Eukaryota; Metazoa; Chordata; Actinopteri; Perciformes; Bovichtidae. The coding region runs from base 43 to 783 and encodes 246 amino acids. Gene Ontology annotation, cellular component: mediator complex.
AUACAAAUGACGUCAUCUCUGUGAGACUUGUUUACAUCCAUCAUGGCGGCGGUGGAUUUCAGAGACAACCUUCUUGGGAUCUCCUGGGUGGACAGCGGCUGGGUUCCAAUUCUUAACCCUGGAAAUGUACUGGACUACUUCUCCGAGAGAAGUAACCCCUUCUACGACCGGACCUGUAAUAAUGAGGUAGUGAAGAUGCAGCGGCUCACUCUGGAACAUCUCAAUCAGAUGGUGGGAGUGGAGUACAUUCUUCUUCAUGCUCAGGAGCCAAUUCUCUAUAUCAUCCGGAAACAACAGAGGCAGUCACCAACACAAGAGAUUCCCUUGGCUGACUACUACAUCAUAGCAGGAGUUGUGUAUCAGGCCCCUGACCUGGGAACAGUUAUCAGCUCCAGAGCGCUCUCUGCUGUCCACGGAAUCCAGUCUGCUUUCGACGAGGCCGUGUCGUACUGCCGCUAUCACCCAUCCAAAGGGUACUGGUGGCACUUCAAGGACCAGGAGGAGAGAGAAAAAAACAAACCCAAGUCCAAGAAGAAGGAAGAAGCGAGUUCUCUGUUCCAGAGGCAUCGAGUCGACACGCUGCUUCUGGACCUCCGGUCAAAGUUUCCACCAACAUUCUACCAGCCUAAACCCGGCGAGAAGCCGAUUCCAGUUGAGGUGAAGAAGGAGCCUGAACCCCCCACAGAGGCUGUUAAACAGGAGGAAAGGGAACCGGCCACAAAGUCCUCGGCCCCAGCGCCGCCCAGCAAACCGCCGCCAGAGAAGAGAGCAAGGCUCCAGUGAGAAGUGUUCGUCUCACACGCUGAACACGCAGCACAGACACGUACAGACGUCCGUCAGCACCAACACAAGGAACAGCGUGGGAGUCUUUUGUUCCCUCUACACAUUUGCAAGAUGUUCUGCUCAGCCGAUCCGUUUACAGGAGGUUAAGAUGAACUGGAAGAACAAGUCGCUCCUCUCGCUGUAACCUGAGGCGUGUGCACGUGAUGAGUUUGACAUCGUGGACGUUUCAUGCAGCGGUAUUUGUCAGCAGACAUUUAUCAGUUUUCACUAAGGAGGAGGUUUUUUUGCUGAUGUCAGCGUCGGUUUACAGCUGACGUCAGCGUCAUAUUUGUGUUGUGACUUCAGAGGACAGUUUGAUUCCUUGUCUGCGUUACAGGCUGAUGUGUCAUCAUGCAGCAUCUCAUCUGACUCUUUGAUUACACACAUUCAUCUGUUUUUUGUAUUUCUGUAUUAAAAUGUAUCCCCUGCUGUAU